Triticum aestivum (bread wheat) is the source of this 697-nucleotide messenger RNA. Its product is annotated as translation initiation factor IF-2-like. The coding region runs from base 23 to 559 and encodes 178 amino acids. The record is from RefSeq and is a predicted model, not a curated record. The transcript has a single exon. NCBI's taxonomy places the organism in Eukaryota, Viridiplantae, Streptophyta, Magnoliopsida, Poales, Poaceae.
CACCAACCCACAUCCCUCCACGAUGGCACGCAAGCUCAUGUACCCACGGAUCCUCGCAGUGCUCGCACUCGUCAUGGCGACGGCGUGGACGCCGUGCUCCGCGGACACGACGGUGCCAACGAUGUCCCCAGCAGCGGCAAGGGGAGACAACGCACCCGUCCGAGCUGCUGCAAGUGCGCCGGUAAGUUCAACAGUCGCCGUACCUGCAGCCGGUGCAGCGACAACGCAAGCCACGGCCAUGACGUCCAACAAGAUCCCGUUGGCGCCACCAGACGUGGUCGAGCCGGCAGCGGAGGUGGUGUCGGCGCUGCCGGUGCCGGUCCCCGAGACUCUUCCCAGCGCAGAAGGCCUUGGCUUCGGCAGCAGCGGGUUCAACGGUGGCCAGGGCGGCUUCGGAUGCUGCGGAGGUUUCGGGUACAACGGUGGGCUCGGCUACAAUAACGGACCGUUGUUCUUCAACUCGGCGCCGGCGAGAAGAUUGAGCCUGACGAGCAUGGCGACCGGAAAUGGCCUCGCGGCUCUGCUGGUUGCUGGUGCUGCGGCGAUGUUUUAUGUGUGAUUUGUACUGUACUAGUUUUUAUUAUUUUUUGGGGAAGGGGCAUGCAUCAACUGACAUGUAUCACAGGCAGUUAAUACUCCAAAUUUAAAGUAAGAUCAUAAUAAUAUACCAUACGACGUACUACAACAUUGAGUAUAA